This is a messenger RNA of Kazachstania africana CBS 2517, 2304 nucleotides long. It is a transcript of the gene DSF2, whose product is annotated as Dsf2p. Bases 1 to 2304 code for a protein of 767 amino acids. NCBI's taxonomy places the organism in Eukaryota, Fungi, Ascomycota, Saccharomycetes, Saccharomycetales, Saccharomycetaceae. The record is from RefSeq and is a predicted model, not a curated record. The transcript has a single exon. Gene Ontology annotation, molecular function: protein binding.
AUGGAAAUUACGAAAACUUCUCCUCUAGAAGAAAUUAGAAGGGAGAACUAUCUCCCCAGAAAUUCCAACGAGAUGAUGAGUAGUACAAAAACUAGCAACGGACUUGGUAGGACUUACAGUUUAAGGUCAAAUUUUAGUGCAGUAUCGUUUGAUUCUGUGGUAACAACUGAAAGACUACUAGAUAAAUUAGAAUUGAGUACAGAAGAUCAACUUCUCUUUGAACAGGUAGUACAAAAAGAAAAAGAGCGCAAUCACUCAGGAAAAUCGAAUGCCAUUGUCAGUCCCAGAACAAUCUGUAUGCCCGCUUCUCAGUUCCCAUCUUUGAGAAUGAGACAGAUGAAAAUAAAUAACUCAGCAAAUAGCAGUACGAUAAAUCUGUAUAAAACACAGGAUGGUGCUAUUGUAAAGGACUCUAUAAAACAGCUAUUAGAAAAUGAUCUAAUAUUGAAAGAUAAAUCUAUAGCAGCAAGUGUCGAACAACAUUAUGCUUCGACUUCAAGAUUUUCAUACGUUGCAGAAGAAGAUCCCUGCUCUGAUGAAUUAAUAGACGAUUUGACUAAUAAUUAUAAAGAUGCAGGAGCUGUUACAAAAAACACCGGAAGAGGCACUUCUUUCAAGUACGGCGCCAGGAACAAUGUCGCUAAUUUUGAAAAAUUUAGAAUUCUUAAUGAACAACAAUCAACUAGGCAUAGUUCUGACUCAAGUGCUCCACAAAGUCAUAAUGGACAAACAUUUCAGAAAAUUAAUUUUAAAGGAAAACAGCUGGAUAGUGUCGGCCUUAGUCACGCAGCCACCAUAAUACCCGAAUCCAACAAGCGUACCAAAGUUCAAUCAUCUUUCUACUCAUCUACUAUAGGUACUGGUAGUACAAAUAGUGCUAGUAGCCAGUUCUCAGAAAUAAGACAACCCGCUGAGCAUUCCCCUGAUACAAUAGUUUCUAGCUCAGAGAGUAAACUCUGGAACAGCACACCCGUGAGAAAUAAAUUUCAUAAAGAAUCCACUCCCAAGGGAUCUAUUAACGGAGACCCAUUUGAUUUCGAAAAUGACAUAACUUUCAUUCAAAAUGUUGCAGAAACAUCCUCUCCUCUAACUGCUUCCUACAAGUCUCAUAAGAAAAAAUCUUCUCUAUCUUCAUUGAAAAGUCUGUUCAGAACUACGAAAUCUUCAAAAAAUAACCAAGAUAAAACCAAACUAUCGUAUAAUAAUAGAUGCAACAAUACAAGUGAACAGUAUUCUACUCAGUACGCUAACGACUCCCAUAAUUCUAUGAGAAGUAACAGCAUUUCGGUGGACUCCUCUAAUUCACUGGAAAGCUCACCUUCAAGAUCAAAAUCGUCUAUUAAAAAUAAGUUCAUAUUCCCACCGAAUCCUGUUUUUCCUUCUGAUAAAGAAAUAUAUUCCAAUACAAAAUCUAAAAAUAAUAGCGCUAAUAGACAUUUUCGUUCAUUCUCUGAUGUUCAUAGCAAAUCAAAAUUUUUGAGAUUGGAUGAUCACAAAACGGGCAAGGAUUCAUUUACAACAAAAGCGUACUCAAGUUCAUGUAAUGCGUCACCAAUAAAAUUUAUAAAUCAUAAGCAGAGCCAUAACAGACGUGCUUCCAUUCCGAAUGAUGACCUUCUGAAUGAAUUUACUGCGUCACCAUCUAUGAAAAAUGUCCUUGCAACACAAAGUGGCAGCCCUGGUGUAGGAAGUAAAUCUGAAAAUCUCCGAGAUAAAACGAGCAACAAUGACUUGAUAUCAUCGGCCAUAGCCAUGAGAAAAGUGGGUAACAUGAAGGCGAGUGCUGAGAAGUUACAAAAAGCCUGCAAAUCGGGUGAUAAGACUGCAUUUUUGUUAUAUGGAUUGGCAUUAAGACAUGGAUAUGGAGUAACGAGAGACUUAAGCAUGUCAUUUAAAUAUAUUUUGAUGGCUACAGGCCUGAAUCCAUCACAAGUUCACAGUAAAAUCCUUGAAUGCAGCAUUGAUCCAUCUGAAAUCGAAAAGCAUUUGAACGUAUUGCCAGAAAGGAUCAUUGAACCCCUAGUUCCUGCUAUAUAUGAGUGUGGGAUCGCAUACCUAAAAGGAUAUGGGGUCGAUCAAGUUGAUGAGCACAGGGGUUUGAAGUUUCUGGAGAAAUCUGCUUCCAUGGGACAUGUUGAUUCAAUGUGUAUAUGUGGUAUUAUUUGGUCUCAAAAAUCUACCUGUAGAAAGAAAGAUAUUGCAAGAGCUGCUGCUUGGUUCAGAAUUGCAGAAAAGAGGGGUGCCAAUUUAUUAGGUUCUGAUUGGAUCCAUAAAAAGAAGUAUAUGAAAAGAUCCAAGUCUUAA